This is a messenger RNA of Silurus meridionalis, 1122 nucleotides long. RefSeq names its product acid phosphatase 5b, tartrate resistant (gene acp5b). Lineage: Eukaryota; Metazoa; Chordata; Actinopteri; Siluriformes; Siluridae. The coding region runs from base 39 to 1079 and encodes 346 amino acids. Gene Ontology annotation, biological process: bone resorption. Gene Ontology annotation, molecular function: acid phosphatase activity; ferrous iron binding; ferric iron binding. The transcript has 6 exons. The record is from RefSeq and is a predicted model, not a curated record.
AGUACUUCCUCUUUUAAGUAGAAAAAAAAGUAGUUAUCAUGCACUUCAGUUCUUCUGGUUUUUGUGUUGAUGGUUUAUUUUGCACGGAUCUCAAACUCAAACACAACAUGUCCUGUCUGGCUACAUUUCUCCUGUUCGGUCUUCAGACAAUCUACAGUCUAUGUCAAGCUCAGGAACACAGCUCUCUUCGUUUUGUUGGUAUUGGAGACUGGGGUGGAAUUCCCUUCUCCCCCUACUACACAGCUCAUGAGCAGGGGAUAGCAGAGGAACUUGGUAAAGUGGCCAAAAGUGCAGGAUUGGACUUUGUCUUGAGUUUGGGAGACCACUUUUAUUACAGUGGAGUCAAGGACAUCGAUGAUAUACGCUUUAAGGCAACAUUUGAGCAUGUGUUCUCUCAUCCAGCUCUUAUUGCUGUUCCAUGGUAUUUGGUGGCAGGAAAUCAUGAUCACUUGGGAAACGUGUCCGCUCAGAUCGCCUAUUCAAACAGAUCAGAGAGAUGGCAUUUCCCAGAGCUCUAUUAUGAGCUGCAGUUUAAGGUUCCUCACACAAACGUCUCACUGACAGUCCUGAUGAUAGACACAGUGGUUCUGUGUGGAAAUACUUAUGAUAAUAUCCACCCUAAAAAACCAGAAGAUCCCAGACUUGCAGAACAACAGUUUGAGUGGAUCAAUAAGAGACUUCAAAGCACCAAGUCUGAAUAUGUGGUGGUGGCUGGACACUACCCUGUGUGGUCCAUCGGUCACCAUGGUCCUACACGUUGUCUGGUUGAAAAGCUGAGACCAAUGCUAAAGAAGUACAAUGUCACUUUAUAUCUGAGUGGUCAUGAUCAUAAUUUACAGUUUAUUAGGGAACAGGAUGGAAGUUCAUUUGUUGUCAGUGGGAGCGGGGAUGUACUGAACAACUCCACUCACCACAUUAAGAGCUUCCCAUCAUCUUGGCAAGUGUUUUCCAGUGCAGUAAAUCACACUUUAGGUGGUUUUGCAUACUUUGAGGUAACAGAGAGCAAGAUGUCAAUUAGCUAUCUACAGUUAGAUGGAAAGUGUGUGUAUCAGAUCUCAUUCCCUAAACGCAGCAUAUGAAAAACUAAAGGAGGCUUAAUAAUGAAGUGACUGAAUUAUCUGA